UUUCAUAGUCACUUUGGAAAAUCAAACAAAUUGAAAAAAAAUUAUUAUAACAUGUGGCCAAAAAACGAUUUUAAACGGAAGCAUUGUAGAAUUGGUUGAAUGGCCGCUAGAAAAAGAAUAACCACACAUCCCAACAAUGGGCGAAGACGUGAUCGAGAUCGGGACAAAGAGCGAACCCCACGUUCCAGUGCCAGUGGUCCAUACUGGAGAAACAUGACGCCCGAGUUGGAGCGUGGCGCUGCAACGUCAACUCCCAGCGUCGUCAAGGGCAAACCAACGAAUGGCAUCCAAUCUGCAUCCGUUAUCCUAUCCAAUCGCUUGCCAAAGAACAGCGGCAGUCGUGUUCGUAUUGAAGGCCGCGUGACCCCAUCGAGCCGCAACUCAUUGGAAAUGGCUGGCAAAAUGUCUGGAGGGCCGCAGCUAUUUGUGGAAGUGGCGGCAGCAACUGCUGCAGCGCAAUCCCCACGCAAAGCGAGUAUCACCGACUCGAGUAAGACCAAGACUGUGGCUAGCACACGCUCCUUGGGGUCAAAGAAGGCCUCAGUUGACCCAUCUCCGGCCACAAGUCCGACGGCCGCACGAACUGGAAUAAAAUCUGCUGGUCCGUCACAGUCAAAGUUAGAGGAUUAUGAGAAAAUUCCAACGCCACCGUCAUCAGCUUCGGCAAGUCCUUCGAAAACUGUCAGUCCGUUGAAAGUUGUGACACCAAAAACUAGCGUAAAGCAAUUGUUGGCUUCACCCCCAGAAGAGCCUCUUGAAGAUGACAAUGAUGAUCAAACCGAUGAGAAGGGUCAGGAGAAAGUGGAGGAUGUUGAUGGACAGAAGAUGGCCAUGUGCAUGCCCAAUAUGAAACUGUUUCCAUGUUUUCGUGGCGAAUAUCCCACACGACAUCGCCCGGGCACCUAUCAAUGGUUGCAGCGCACCGGUCCCAAGGGCAGUCAAGUGAUGGCCGUAUGCGAAUGCGAUGACGACCAGGCCAUCACCACCGAGGGCAACAUUAUCGCAUCCUGCGAGGUCACUGAGGCGCAUUUUUUGAGCAUUGAUUGCGAUGAUGAGAACAAAGUUGGAGCUCCUUCCGGUCCUACACCUUGUAAUGAGUUUAAUUCGACGAAUUUCGAUACUGGAGCUACUUCCUAUAUGUAUGCCUUUCCCCAAUCGGGGGCAGGACCAGCAGACAUGGAUGCCUAUCAACCGCAAAUUUUUCCUUGCCCAGCCAUGCAACAGCAUCAUCAUCAUCAGCUUCAGCCGCUCCAAGGGCAAUCUCAAUGUCGACAAUGUUGCCCGAAUCGCCAGACGGAGCAAAAUCAAACCGUGUGUUUUAGUAUGCAACCGGAAAAGCAACAAAGAUUUUCCAAUGGCAAUGCCAAAUCGAAUCCAAAUGGUAAUGGAUUAACCGAAAUGUUAGCCCAACAAUUGCAACAACAAAUGCAACAGGCUCAGGCCCAGAUAGCCCAAGUGCAAAACCAGUUGAACAGCGCCUGUGGGGCAACAAGAGUCCGUAAGUUGCAAGUUCUAUCGCAAAGUACACAAAAUGUGGGCGAAACUCUGCCCGAAGAGGAAGAGCAACAGCAACAAGAUGAAGACGAAGAAGAUGUAGAGGAAGAGGAAUCACCCGAUGAUAAUGGCAAUGAUUUGCAAUUACCGUGCGCUUGUAUUGCCGAACAGUUUCGACUCCAGCAGCAACAGCAACAGCAACAACAACACCACCAAUUCCAACAACAAGCAGCCUAUUUAGCCACACCACCAUCAAUCCAAAUAACUGCACCACAGGCAUUUAUGUUUCCAUACCAAACGUCGGCUCCCAUGCAAUUUGGUUGCUAUCCCAUGCCAUUUGCCCCACAAGAGCAACAAUGUCCACCUAUUCCCACCAUCAGUUGCCCAUAUCAGAGUCAGCAGCAACAGCAAUUGCCACAGCAACCAUCUUGCCAUCAAAGCCAUUUGCAGCAACAAUCGUCACAAAGCAAUUCACAACAGAAUAUGUGUCCACACGGCAAUCAUUUCUGUCCCAGCUGCAACUAUCGUCAGCGUUAUGCCCAAAUGCGUUUCAUGAUGCCCAGAUGUUGGCCGCGUUAAGUUCCCAAAAGUAUCGCAUGUUGCACAGAUUUAACACUAACAGCGAACCAACCACGCACCCACCACAAAUCCUUAUUCAAUCCACAAGAAAUCUCUGCAACAUGCGAUAUUUUUGUGAGCGCCGAAAAUUAUGCAAUACUUCCGUUUAACUUUGAUUUCCAUUUCGUGUUUUGCUUUUUUCCCCCUAACAAAAUUUUUAGGAAAAAUUUGUCAAAUACAAAGAAAUAAAAAUAAAAUCUCUUCUCAUUCAUUUGAGAAAAUCGUAGAAUAAAAAUCUAUAAUAUAUA
Drosophila willistoni is the source of this 2360-nucleotide messenger RNA. RefSeq lists its product as uncharacterized. The record is from RefSeq and is a predicted model, not a curated record. NCBI's taxonomy places the organism in Eukaryota, Metazoa, Arthropoda, Insecta, Diptera, Drosophilidae. The coding region runs from base 100 to 2073 and encodes 657 amino acids. The transcript has 2 exons.